UGUUGCAGUGUAAAGUCAUCUGAGCCAUUUAAUUGACGUCUGGCUGGCACACAAACAAUCACAGUGCCACUCUGACAGACUCCUGCUGAAGAGCUGUCAUUACUUUGUGAGCCUGCUUUUGGCUUCUCAGUGUUCACUGCGAGGAUUACGAGUAGUUUACUGUGACUUUUUACAGCAUAAACACAGUGAAGAAGAUCUACAGGAUCCUCAAUGGAGUGUCUCCAGCUCUGUGUCCUCUGCUGAGCGACCCUUGAGGCUCUUUUAAGAUUUUUAUUACAGAGUUUUCUGUAAAUCUGUUUCUACUGUCAGGUAAGGGGCUUUUAUUGCUUCCUAUAGUCACAUGUAACACAUUUAAAUUCAUAAAAAUCUUCUUUUAGCUUUAACGAAGUAAACUUACAGUAGCCAAUGAGCCUUUUAACAGGCUAAAUAGUAGCCUUUUCACACUUUGCAUGACAUUAACAUUGGGCUUUCCAUCAUCUGUAAAAAUAUAUACAUUUUAAGCAAAGUAAAUAUAUAUUGCUAUAAACAAAUAUGAUUUAACAAGUCAUUUCAAGACUAAGAAACACUGUGCAGCCAGUACAGAGGUAUGAUCUCAUUUGUUGGCUGGACGAGGAUCCGUCUCCAAUUGUUUAAUCUUGAUGCAGCUUUGGGCACAUGAUGAAACCUUCUCAUGACCCCUGAAAGGCUGCUGAUCUCAUACAUCAGAGGCAUGAAUAAAGUUCAUAUCCACCCGUUUAAUCCACAUCUGCUCUUUUUCUAGGAAUAAAUGAUCACCUCAGCUAGACGAGUCUCUGCAGAUAAACCUGAAGUACAAAUCUCUUUCAGCCUCGACGAAACCUCGGAGUUGAAAGAUGCAGAGGAUCCCCUUCCAUCAUUCCCUGACCUUGAACAACGCCUGCAGCCCGUGCUGCCGUUUCAGUCUCUAAAGGAGUCCAUUGAAGUGUACAAAAACCACUGCAAGAUUGCCAACGAGUUCAACCAGGUCAAACAUGAAAUCGCCAGGCUGGAAGAUAGGAAGAGAGAGCUCAUGGCAGAGCUGCUAGAGGAUGAAAGGGUGUCAAUGGAGUUUGCACGACUUGAGGAGGAAUACAGGAUACUUACAGAAGAGAACCAAAGUCUGAUAACAGUCCAUAGCCAACGCGCACAGCAGCUAGAGAUGCUCCGA
Carassius auratus (goldfish) is the source of this 1165-nucleotide messenger RNA. Its product is annotated as MAP3K7 C-terminal-like protein. The record is from RefSeq and is a predicted model, not a curated record. The transcript is spliced from 4 exons. NCBI's taxonomy places the organism in Eukaryota, Metazoa, Chordata, Actinopteri, Cypriniformes, Cyprinidae. The annotation marks the transcript as partial. Gene Ontology annotation, cellular component: nucleus; cytosol.